GCCCCGGAGAGCGGGCGGGCAGCGGGAGGGGAGGCGGCGACGGACGGGACCCCGCCGAGCAGCACCCAGCCCUGUGACCGGACCACCAGGCACCGGGGGACCCCACAGUCCCGGGAUGUGGGGCACAGCCUUCACCAGAUCAGCGGGGACCUUGCGCUGGAGUUCCCCGAGGUUCAGAUCGGGACCAGGACGGUGAAGGCGAGGAGUCGCAGCACGGAGUACGAGGAGAUGGACAGCGACGAGGAGUGGGAGCAGCUGAUCGAGGCCACUGACCCGUCCACCCUACAGCUCAGCACCCCCCUCGCCCUGCUGAGGGACCCCGCCUUCCGGGAGCGGCUGCGGGCCCGGCUGGGUGAUUCCAGCACGCAGGUGCUGGAGGGGAUGUUGGAGGGAGCAUUGCGGCUGCGGCCGGCGCUGCGCGUCACCGCUAACCUGCUGUCCACACGCUGCGACGGGGAGCUGCUGCACGGCUUCUGCUGCACCCUGGGGCUGCCCGACGUCCUGCUGCAGCUCUGUGGGCCCGUGGUGCACAGCAUCCAGCUCCGGGAACUGCCCUGGAGAUGUGCCGUCCUCUGCGAUCUGCUCUGCGUCCUGUCUGCGUACUUCGCCUGUGAGUUCAGCACCGAGCCUGGCAGCGGGGUACAGGAGGUGGAUCCAUCGGCCUCGCAGUUCCUCACUCUGUUCCCUCAGCUGCUGUCAGAAGGGAAUGAUCAGGAAUCUCGGGUGAAGGAGCGAACACUCACGUGUCUAAUCCUUCUCUGUGAGACGAUGGACCGGACCUCUCAGGCUUCUGCUCGCCGGUUUUAUGAAUCUCUGCUGUCUGAGCACCAGGCCGUACUCAUCGGUGUCCUGCAAGGUCACCAGGAAGUCACAGAGCAGGAAGGCUCGGAAGGAUCUGCGGCGUUCCGGGAUCGCCUUCAGGCUACGUACACGGCGGCCUUGUCUGCCCUCUGCCACGUUCCACCGGGAGCGGGCGGCUGUCCGGAAUCCAAACGCAAGUUGCAGGUGGCGCAUUAUGUGGACGGACGCCUCUUUCCCACGGAGAACGCAGCGGGAACUAAUGGCUUCCUGAAGGGAAUCAAUGAGCAGAGCCUGGCCCUCGACACACUCAAGGUUCUCUACUCUUGCUGCACCGUCAGUAAAGACACCUGUCACCUCGUCAUGGAUGAGGCUGUGCAGAAUCUGCUCGUGAUUCUCGAAAACCAGGUCUCCCCCGACGAGCCCGUGCAGUCUCAGACCCGGGAACUCUCUCUGUACCUGCUGUCAUUGAUGGUGAUACAGUUGGAUCGUGUCCCUGACACACUGGAAGGGGCAACAGGGACCAUCACUGCGAUGUUGCUGCGGUCUACGGCUCACACCAGUGCUGCUGCCCUCCUGCUGAUCGAGUUGAGCUCUCGAGGUUGUUCACUGGAGCUUCUGCUUGAAGACUUCCUACAGGCUGCCCUCGUCGCCCUGACCUCCACCUUCCAGCUCUCGGUGGUCCCACCACUGCACCGGGGAAUGUUGGAUGGGCUACUGAUGCUGUUGCUGCAGAUCGCAACUGAGGGUGAUGCUGCCGUCCUCCAGUGCUCCGAGGUGUGGCCGGCCCUUUGGCAGCGAGUGGCCCACGCUCUCCGCCUGUGCUCGGACGGGCCGGUGAUGGAGGGGGAGACACCCCGACCGGGGAGACCCACCCCCGCCCCGGACUGGAGCUGCCUCUCCCCCUCCGGGCUGCUGACGUUCCUGAGCCUCGCCACGCUGGUGUUCACCGCCGUCCCGCAACAGUGCGUCCCUCUGCUCUCCAGCCCCACCACCGUCGUCCUGGCGACCCUCGGCUACCUGUUGUCGGAGCAGUUCCUCGCUCACCUGAAUGACAGGCUGAGCCCUGAGCCCGGAGGAGGGGACGCGGACUGUGCGUCCUGCGUGGUCCUGCGCGUGUGCCAGAUCCUGUGUUUCCCCUUCGCCGUGGACGUGGAGGAGCCGCUGUACAGCGACGUGCUGCUCGCACUGCUGGAGGGGGAGAUGGUGCGUCACCUGGUGAAGGUGUCCCUGUGCGGCCUGCCCGCCCCGGAGCCGGACCUGCCCCUCUGGCUGCUCUGCCGCCUCUCCCUGUGUGGGCCGCCCUUCCUGGGUCAGCUGCAGGGCUGCCUGCCCCCGUCCCGGGCCAGCUCCCUGCUGCACCGGCUGCUGGGACCCCCGGGGACCCUGGGACCGCCCUCUGGCCUGCCCCAGCUGCUGGCCCUGCUGGCCCAGAUGCCCCACUCCGGCCCCGGCGGUCUGUCCUACCUGCGGGAGGUGCUGGGGGGCCCUGGGGCCCACUACCGCCCCCUGCUGCGGGCCCUGUCCCACCCCGAGGCCUGGGUGCGGUCCCAGGCCUGCCGGCUGGCCUCGGGGCUGCUGGCCGGGGGCAGGGAGGGCGGGGAGGCCCUGCUGCCCGCCGUCCUGGCCCGGCUGCGGGACCCCGAGCCCGGAGUGAGGGCCCGGGCCUGUGUCGCCGCUGGCAAUGGGGCUUACCAAGCAGGGCCCGGGGCCUGUGGCCUGCUGCCCGCCGCCCUGCCCCUCCUGCUCUCCCUGCUGGGGGACGGGAGCCCACGGGCCCGGAGCGCUGCUGCCUGGGGGCUGGCCAACCUGUCCCGGGGAGGGGGCGAGGGGGCGGGGGAGGCCCUGCUCCGGGCUGGUGCCCCCCAGCUCCUGCUACGACUGGCCUGCGGGGACCAGCAGCCCCACGUGGUGGCGGCCGCCCUGGGAUCCCUCAGGGGCCUGUGCCGGCGGGAGGAGGCACGGCAGGUCCUGCUCUCCCUCAAGGCACCUGAACUACUGUCCCAGUUGCGCGAUCGGACACGGCAGAAGGCGUCUCUCAGCACCCCCGGCACGCAGACCCACGGCGCCACCCGCGACCUCCUGCACCACUGCUCCCGCCUCCUGGACACACUGAAGUGAACCCCUCCCUCCCUCCCUCCCCCUAUCCAUCCCCGGGGGCGGAUAUCGGCAGCGUUGCAGACAACGGUACGGAAACAAGCCCUACACCCUCACAAACCAAAGCGGCGGGUUAUCUGAAGCCGGGGACCUGGCCCUUCGCCCUCACGGACAGAAGCGGUGGGUUAUCUGAAGCCGGGGACCUGGCCCUUCGCCCUCACGGACAGAAGCGGUGGGUUAUCUGAAGCCGGGGACCUGGCCAGAUGCCUCACAAACAGGAGCGGCGGGUUAUCUGAAGCUGGGGACCUGGCCUUUCACCUCAUGAACAGAAGCGGCAGGUCAUCUGAUGCCAGACACCGGGGAUAUUUGUACCCUGGGUCGUGUUUCACCGAGACCCAGAGUGACCUUCCUUCAGGAAUAAACCGUGUCUUUCCCAAUUCCUGCCGAAUGUUGAUCAGACUGAAUAAAGCUCCCACACUGAGAAGGA
Molecule: messenger RNA, 3382 nt
Organism: Pristis pectinata (smalltooth sawfish)
Lineage: Eukaryota; Metazoa; Chordata; Chondrichthyes; Rhinopristiformes; Pristidae
Product: serine/threonine-protein kinase 36-like
Exons: 19
Cellular component (GO): cytoplasm
Source: RefSeq, a predicted model, not a curated record